Molecule: messenger RNA, 3270 nt
Organism: Silurus meridionalis
Lineage: Eukaryota; Metazoa; Chordata; Actinopteri; Siluriformes; Siluridae
Gene: fam167aa
Product: family with sequence similarity 167 member Aa
Exons: 3
Coding region: 146-778 (210 amino acids)
Source: RefSeq, a predicted model, not a curated record
CCCCCACCCGCAUGUAUGAGUCUCUCAGUCUGGCGGCUGCGGGGGAGUGAUGAGUAACGCAGCUUGAGAAAACGCACCCACUCCUUGCAAUCAUGCCUACCGACACAUGAGCAUAUGUGAACAUUUCAGUAAGCAUUAAGCUAAAAUGUCCAUAAAGACGAUGUCAGUCCCACAGACCCUAAGGGUAACCCUAAAAAAUCCAGAUGAGAACAGUAGUGGUUCAGUGAUUCAAGAUGACCAUCUCUCCAGUUUGAAGGCUUUGACUGAGAAGCUACAUCUUGAGACAAAGAGGCCUUCACAUAUGCAAUGGCGGUUUCAGCUAGAGAGCCAGAGACCCAAAGCUCUGGAUACCUCAGUGGCUGUUAAAGAAGCACAGAUACGAUCCUGGAGUUCUCUGAAGUGGACAAAAUUAUCAGUGGACUUUCCUAUAAACAAGCUCCAAAGACAUCCAUCUGAGAGGCUGAAAGGUUUUGGAAGUGUGACUGAAGCACUGGAGUGGCUUAGAAAAGAGUUGAAGGAGAUGCGUGUACAGGACCAGCACCUAGCUCUUCAGCUUAUUCAUCUGCAUGGUGAUCUUAACAAGGUGAAAAUUGAGCAGGCUUGUAAACAGCAUCGCAAGAUGUUAAAUGAUGCUACGUUUGAGCUGGAGGAGCGCUAUGAGAUGUUGGACCUGCUUUGUGAUGUUCCUGUCACAUCUGGAUUUGGCCUCUCUGCACCACUCAAGCUCAUCGGCAUCACAAAGAUGAACAUCAGUUCCCGUCGCUUCUCCCUGUGUUAAUCACACUGUAUUUACUGAGUAUAGAACUAUAGCUUGAAUUGCAAGAUAAAAAUGUUUGCUUUGAUGAUAGAAUGGGCAGCAUUGCUGUCUUACAGAUUUAGAGGUCAAUUGUGAGGUCAUCAAGUGUAUGUGUGGAGUUUUGCAUGUUAAUGACAUAUUUGCCAAGGUUUUCUCCCAGGUUCCCAUCAGCUGGGCAAUGAGAAUUGUGGGUAAUUAAAGCUCGUACAGGCUUCAUUGCCUCUAAGUCUUGAAUAAGUGUGUGUGCAUGGUUUUCUUCAAUGGACUAAUAUAUCAAACUGGGUACUUUUGCCUUGCACCCAAUGCCAACAAGACAUUGUGUGUAUAUGUGUGAGAGAGAGAGAGAGAGAGAUGACUUUAUUUAACAUUUUUCUCUCCACUUAACAUUAUUGCACAUCUAACCAGUAGAAACACAUCUAACCAGUAGAAAAUCAAGUAGUUCCAAAACAUUUAUGUUCGUCCUUCUUUUAGCCCUCAUUGCAAAGAGUUGACUAAUUUGUAUCCCAGGUGGCAGAUUGCACAUAGACAAACACUACUAAAGACACUGUGCCGGACAAUCCAUCCGAGCAUAUCCAUCAUGGAUCAAUAUGCACAUGAGGGCAUAUUUCUUGAACCUGCUACAGACUUUACAUUUAGAGUGCACAAUGGACUUGGAUCAGAAGGUAAAACUGCAUGUCAAAAAUUAUCCAAUAUUUUUCAUGGUCUUUAGAGAUUUAUGGGCAUACUUGGAGAAUAGUAUAUUAAAUUAUACAAGUAUAAGCUUUGCUGCUACAAGUUACAACCUUUGUAGGAUCUUGGAGAUAAAAAUGGUCUUUUCAAAGUUGACAUAGGUCGAGUUUUGUAGAAAUUGCUAGUGUAACAGGGUGUAGGUGCCUAGGGAAUACAGGCUUUUUAAGAUGCUUGAUGGCUUCUGUUAGUAGCACUCAGUGUUAAGUAAAACAUACAGUCUAAGUAUCAAUAGCUGGACAGUCAAGCUGCAAACUUUCACCUCACAAUACAUGACGAAACAGGGUCAAUCAAGGGUUAAAUCCCUCAGAGAGUCGCAGUAAAAAAAAUCUUUUGAAAACAAAAACCAUGUUUAAUAAAUAUCUCUUAUUUGGUUUAUUGAACCUUUUAUGUGUAUCAGCGAAUUUUAAUAUUCAUUUUAAACACAGUACAGGAAUGGAUGAUAAACUGGAGCUAUAAUUGUCAACAGGAAUGGCCUGGGACAUGGUUCCAUUCUUAUUUAGCUUACUCUUAUUUACUCUUCAUGAGUCUCUACCAGUUAGUAGAAUAGGAAAAUGGAACAGAAAUGCAUGAUUACUAUUUACAGAAAACUGUAAAUAGUAAUCAUGCAUGAUUUAAGUAUCAAUGCCCUUUUUUUUUUUUCGUUUGAUUUAAGUAUCAAUGCCCUUUUUUUUUUUUUUCGUUUUCAUUAUAAUUUGUUUUGUUUGUAAAUAUCGAUAAGUGCAUUUCAAAAAGUAACACGAUGGCACCAUCUAAUGGCCACAAAAGGUAACUGCUGAUUUAAAAACAAGGGUUUUAACACUACAUCUGAGCGAAAUAAUAAAACAGUAACACUUUUAUCAUUACAAAUGAUUUUAACACGUCUCUAACAUUCAUAGGAAAAUGAAAUGUUUAUUAUUUUUUGUCACAUUUUCAUGUAUUAAAAGACAGACAAAAGUAUUCUUCGUGUGCACAUUUGUAUUUUGUUGAACAAAGGAAUCUGUACAGUUCAUUUAAACAUUUUUGAUUAUUAAAAUUUCAGAUAAUGUAAAAAAAACUGUAAACUCAUUUCAACUUAAAAACAGUUCAGUUGUUAUAUCCAGUGUUAAAAAUCAAUGUAUGAGAAUCUAUCAAACCUUUAUACAUUUCAAAGAGGACAGGGCACAAGACAAGGUGGCAAAUGAUAGAAUCAAAAUUAUGAUUAACCAAGUUCUGCUAUAAGAAACAUUUUUAUAAGUGGUCACAUAAACAUAUAGCAAUUAUUACUGUAUGUGUAAAGUCAUUUUUGUCAGUUUUGAUCAGUUUGAAAAGCUCUGGCUUUAUGUAAUUAAGGAGGGACACAAUCCAUUGCAUUGAUGGCUACAUACAACACCUGAUUUCAUCCAUAAAAUGAAGGUAACUGAGUCACAAACUAUCACCGUAUAUAAUCAACUUAAAAAUAAAUUACCAUGUACAUCUCUAUCAGGUAGUUGGUUUGUAUACAGUGAAGUUCAGUGGUAGGUUGCAUUUGAAAAAUUGUGCGCAAAAAAAACAAAAAAACCAAUAUAAACAAAGUAAAAAAAUAUAGAAAUACCAUAUACUGAUCAUCCUAAUCUCUAUUUAAGAUCCUAAUCUCUUGUAUGUAAUAUAGCCUUUAGAUUCAAAAUAGAUUCAGCAGUUUUGAGUUCUUGCUGGUGAGAACUUCAGAGACACCUCACAACAUUGAACAAUUACGUUCAUGCAACAUACAUCUUUCCUUGAGGAAUCAGAACAAGAGCCUCACAGUUAAA